This is a messenger RNA of Coregonus clupeaformis (lake whitefish), 2725 nucleotides long. Its product is annotated as ectodysplasin-A. Lineage: Eukaryota; Metazoa; Chordata; Actinopteri; Salmoniformes; Salmonidae. The record is from RefSeq and is a predicted model, not a curated record. Gene Ontology annotation, biological process: animal organ development; immune response. Gene Ontology annotation, molecular function: death receptor agonist activity; death receptor binding; tumor necrosis factor receptor binding. Gene Ontology annotation, cellular component: membrane. The transcript is spliced from 8 exons. The coding region runs from base 338 to 1189 and encodes 283 amino acids.
UGUCGCUGUGCUAACGUUUGAGCAUCAGUCAGCUCAGGUUAGGGCCAUAGCAUCAUAGACAAAAGCCGAGUAUGCUGAAAUAGCAACGACUGAAACAGUAUCUAGACAUGGCACCCAAAUCGCUGUCUGAAAAGUUUGCAAAUUUAGAGGACUUAAAAGAGUCUACCUGCAUUUGCAGGAAACAGUGUAAGAACUGUAAAAUAUUUUGGGAUUCUUCGUCUUAUCCCUUUCAUUGCAUCUAGUUACGCUUUUCUGUUAUUUGGACCUGAGAUCCGAGGUGAAACGCGAGAUUCUCCAAAAGAACAGAGAGGAGACACUGUCACCGGCCGCAACCCAUAUGAAUCACCGAUAUUCUCCAGUAUUCCAGCUGUUGGAUAUCAGCUACCCAACUGAUCUACAGAAUAGGUUGCCUCUGGGGAACAGUGACGAAAACUCUCACCUCAAAGAAGACAGAGACAAUGCCGUCCAUCGCACCAAAAGGAGCCAGCAGAAUAAACGACUUGAUUCAGAAUCACAUGGAAACAAACGAAAAGAAAGGAAAAAAGGCAAGAAAGGCCCUCCGGGUGCACCUGGCCCCCUAGGCCCUCCAGGGCCACAGGGUCCACCUGGUAUUCCUGGCAUUCCAGGUAUCCCUGGGAACAACGCCAUGGGCCCCUCAGGACCACCCGGACCUCCAGGCCCUGCUGGACCGCCAGGGCCACAGGGACCCCCUGGUCUUCAAGGACCCUCAGGGGGCAGAGUCAGAGAUAGCCAGCCUGCUGUGGUACAUCUCCAAGGCCAAGAAACAACAAUACAGGUCAAGGAAGAAGGCGUACUGAGAAACUGGAAAAUGAUAUCCAUGCAUCACAAGGUGUUCAAGAUGCACUCGAGGUCUGGGGAGCUGGAGGUGUUGGUAGAUGGCACCUACUUCAUCUAUAGUCAGGUAGAAGUUUACUACCUCAACUUCACUGACAUUGCUAGCUAUGAGGUGAUGGUGGACAAGACACCGUUCCUGCGCUGUACGCGGAGCAUCGAGACGGGACAGCGGAAGUUCAACACCUGCUACACGGCUGGGGUGUGUCUGCUGCGUGCCCGGCAGAAGAUCUCCAUCAGGAUGGUGUACGAGGACACCUCCAUCAGCAUGACCAACCACACCACCUUCCUGGGGAGCAUCCGCCUCGGGGAGGCCCCCCCGGCCAGCCACUCCUGAAGAGGCAGGCCUACCAACCUGUCUGUCAAGCCACGACCCACCCCUCUUCCAGCAUAUCCACCUAUAGCCUGGGGGAGGCUCCACCCACUCUACUCUUCCUCUACAACCAUCACCACCACCUAUCACAUAUCGACCAAUAAGGAAAUGAGGAGACCCACCUACUCCAGAGAUGACAUCAUGUACAGUACUAAAGUAUCCGCCCUCAGCCUGGGCCAGGCCCGCCCCUUCAGGCUACUACUGAGCUGAUAAGCCCCACCCUCCCUUAUAAUAGAGGGGUGACCUGGUCUAAUGAUAUUAACCACUGCCUGUUAUCUCUGAAUGGAAGAUUCCUUCCACAGAGCGAUGAUGACUAUGACCUUCGGAGAUAAUGAUGGACAAAUAUGCACCCAACGUGUCUUAGCAUUAAGAAAGUGAGGAGUUGCUGAUGUUUGAAGAAAAAAAUACAUUAGACUUUACUUUUAGAAUAGUGCAUUUGUAGAUAAUAACUUGGUUUCCCUGGUCAUAACAUGCUUGAGAAACCAAGAUUGACAGGAGUCAGUCAUGUCUCCACUCAAAGAACUGUCUGUUAGUUAGACAACAUAGGUACAUACUGUAAAAGCUUUUGAAAACAAUAUAGAAAUACAAUGUGUCGCAGUUCUCUGAUGAAAUGAACAUGUAUAGCUGAAACACAAACAUUUCUCUGUUAGAAUGUGCACUGGUUAAAGCAAAUUAUUGAUCUGUAGGCAAAUCUCUCUCUCUUUCUCUCUCUCUCUUGAAUAAUAAGGUCAGUAUGAAUGUUUCUGUUUUAUCUUAAAUGAAGUUGUUUGUUAAAUAUGGAAUCACCUGGAAUAAUCCUGUUGAUUAAAUGUUUUAUUUUUCCAAAUUACUAAUAACAUGACCGUUCAUGAUCACAAGACUUUUCUGGAUGGGGUUAUAGUUAUUUUCUUUAUUUAGUUCUGCUUUGGUUUGUUUGAAAUAACUAAUUCCCUUUGAGCUGAACCAGUCAUGUCCUGUUUCUGGAAGGCCAUUUGUGUUUCAGUUUUUCUCCGAAGAAUUCUGUCUUUCCGUAUACAUAGGCAGCUUGAAGCUUUUGUAAAUAUCACACACAGUCAAAAUAUUUUUCAGCAUAUAACUCCUUCUCAUGUUCAUGUUUAUAUGUGAGUGAACACAUUAGUCUUUAAGGAAUAAUUUAAGGGCACAGAGUAUCUGUCAACAUGCAGUUUCUGGAUGUUUAUGAAACUGCUCUGCACUGUGCAUGUAUUGUUAUUAUUACAGGGUUUGGUCAAUCACCAUGCUGUCAACCUUCUGGAAAAUUGGUGACAAAAGCAGAAUCAAGUCCAGUUGUUUUGAAUAAGUUUGAAAACAGUUAUGGAAGGAACAAUAGAUAAAGAGUUUCAUUCCAAAACACUAUAUAUCCAUUUUCAGAAAUGUUGGUAAAUUAGCUUUUAUUGUUUAGAUAACUUAUGAAAGAGAUAAUUGUGUUUUUUUUCACCAUCUUAUCAUGGCAUGGGGUUGGUCAAUGACAGACAUGUUAUUUGUUUAAAAUCUAUCACUUGA